Impatiens glandulifera is the source of this 1740-nucleotide messenger RNA. RefSeq names its product E3 ubiquitin-protein ligase APD2-like. The transcript is spliced from 10 exons. The record is from RefSeq and is a predicted model, not a curated record. Bases 149 to 1546 code for a protein of 465 amino acids. NCBI's taxonomy places the organism in Eukaryota, Viridiplantae, Streptophyta, Magnoliopsida, Ericales, Balsaminaceae.
CUUCUUUUAUCCAUUCUUCAAUGGAUUCUUCCCUCACCAGUCACCACAAUUGUUUGGAUCACUUUAAAAUCCAGAGCCUGAGCUACAAAUUCAAUAUUUCCUCAUCCCUUUCUACAAUUUCCUCUUUCUCCGGAUUUUCUCCAAUGCUAUGGAGGAUCCGGAGCGACCCUCGUCAUCGGAUUUUUCUGGAUUUUCUUCUACAGCUGGGAGGGACGACGGUGAUUCCACAGCUGGGUUAGUCUGGCGUCAUGAUCGUGAUGCACCGCCGCAGCCCUUCCCAGACCGGACCACCGAUUUUCAUCAUCGUCAUCAUCAUAAUCAAUAUCAUGAUGAUAUGAUGUAUCAGACAAGGACGACUACGGAACGUGGAGAUAUGUCGUCGCCAUCUACAAAGGACGAUUCCUGGUUUUGUAUCCUUGUCAGCUUCGUAUUUGGUCUCUUCGCUUCAAUGACUCUCAUUCUGGGUGUGUAUGGUUCUGUCACUUAUCAAAUUGGCCCAAACUCUUCAUUCUUAAUAAAUCCUAAUCACUUGUUCGUAGAUUAUAUAAAGGUUGAGCAAUUGGGUGAGGUGAAUUCAGGGCCAGUACUCUAUGGAUUCUACGAUACACCUGCUCUUGAUAUAGUUAAAACUUGGUCUGAGGAUCAUAUCACGUCUCUUCCAAUUAGCUCUCAUAAGGAAUGGACAUUUGUACUAAAUGAGGGAUCUCAAAUAAAUAUUUCAUACAGUAUUAACUCAGCAAGCUCUUCCUCACUAAUACUUGUAAUUGCCCAAGGGAAUGAGGGCCUUGAUCAAUGGCUUGUGAAUCCAUCAUAUCCUGAUUCUACUCUGUCUUGGAAUAACAUUCAUGGAAAUGGUGUGAUUCAGCAGGAUAUUACAAAAUCUUCUAACUACUAUGUUGCACUAGGAAACUUGAACUCGGAGAAAGUAGAGGUGCAAUUGCAUAUCACGGUGAAGGCUUAUGUGUACAAUACAACAGGGGCUUACUAUGCAUGUACUAUCUCUCAUCGCACUUGCACUAUGAAACUGUUUUAUACUAAUCAGAAUGCUGCUGUUUUGGCUACACCUGGUUCUGAUGAGGCUGGUGCUGUUGAUUGGUAUGUUAAACUGUCAUAUGGACCUCGCUGGAUCACAUUCAUUGUUGGCAUUGGUGGAAUGGCAUUUCUGAUUAUCCUUGGCCUUAGAUAUAUGAACAAGUACAACCGUGGGCAUGGAACUAAUACGAAUGUAGAAGGACCCUCCGAUAGGGCUCCUCUGCUAUCACAGAAAGCUGAGGACCUGUCUAAUCAUGGUUCUUCCUAUGAUUUUGCUUCAGACCAUGAUGAAGACUUUGAAGAAGGGAAGACUCUAAGAGAUGGAGAAUCCGAAGAUAGUAAUACUAAACGCCUAUGUGCAAUAUGUUUUGAUGCUCCUAGAGACUGUUUCUUCCUUCCUUGUGGUCACUCUGUAUCGUGCUAUACUUGUGGAAAAAGGAUUGCUGAGGUGGCGGGUACUUGCCCAAUCUGUCGCAGGGCAAUGAAGAAGGUGAGGAGAAUUUAUACAGCUUGAUAAUUGAAAUAGUUUUUAUGUUCAUGUUUAUAGAAAUACAAUUGAUUGUCUCUAGAUGCCCCUAAAAUUGAAGUGUAUAUGUUGAUUUCUGGAUACAUAACUAGUGUGUUACAUAAAUUCUGGUGUUACAGAUAAUCAUAUGUAAAAGGUGUGUUAAGUCCUUUGCAUAUAUGUAUAUUUAUUUUUUUCUGGUU